Vicia villosa (hairy vetch) is the source of this 1212-nucleotide messenger RNA. Its product is annotated as chitinase 2-like. Gene Ontology annotation, molecular function: hydrolase activity, hydrolyzing O-glycosyl compounds. The transcript has a single exon. The record is from RefSeq and is a predicted model, not a curated record. Gene Ontology annotation, biological process: carbohydrate metabolic process. NCBI's taxonomy places the organism in Eukaryota, Viridiplantae, Streptophyta, Magnoliopsida, Fabales, Fabaceae. The coding region runs from base 126 to 1016 and encodes 296 amino acids.
UAGUCAUUGAAUAUUGCACUUAUUGAUGUUCUUCUAUUUAAAAGGUAUACAUGAGUUGGUGAUUAAUCCAAACCACAUCACAACCAAUCAAACCCACAAAAGCCAAUCAAUCUCAAAUUGUGAAAAUGUCUAAACUUAUCUUUCGAGAAUACAUUGGUGUGAACCAAUCUUCAACAAGUUUAAGUGAUUUUCCAACUGAAAUCAUCGACACCGAACAUUUUGAGUUUCACUUCAUCUUGGGCUUUGCUAGUGAGGAGUAUGACAAAAACGGAAAAGGCAUCGGAGUUUUCACAGAAACUUGGGAUGUGGAUUACUUCGGUCCAGAUAAAGUGGAAGAUUUCAAGAAAAACAAUCCAAAUGUAAAGGUGGUAAUAAGCAUUGGAGGUCGUGAUGUUGAAACUCCAUUUGAUCCUGUUGAGGAAUAUUCGUGGAUUAGAAAGGCUGUAAAAUCACUCAAAGAGCUCAUCGGAAAAUACAAGAAUACUAGCGGUAUCAUAAUUGAUGGCAUUGACAUUAAUUAUGAAACUAUCAAAACUAGUAACGACCUAUUUGUUAAGUGCAUAGGUCGAGUUAUAACACAACUCAAGAGCGAUCUUGGCCUAAAUAUUAAGGUGGUAUCCAUUGCUCCAUCUGAGAAAAAUGAACCCUACUACCGCGAUUUGUUUAAGGCAAACAAAGAUGAUAUCAAUUGGGUUGACUACCAAUUCUACAAUCAAGAAAAAAUUGUAUCCACUGCUGAGGCCUUUGUAGAGAUAUAUAAUAAGUUAUUAAAAGACUACGGUUCUGAUAAAGUCCUUCCUGGAAUUAGCACCGACCCAAUUGACACUAAGAAUGUUAAGAUUACACAACAUAAUUUUAUUGAUGGCUGCGUAAAACUCCUACAAACAUCAAAACUCCCUGGUGUUUUUCUCUGGAACGCUAAUAACUCUGCAAAUCCCUCUGAAGGUGAGAACGAACCUUAUGCCCUAGAGCAUACCUUGCAAGAUGCCCUCACCAUAUCAGCCAGUAAGUAUUAAGUAAUCAUUCAUAUUAUGGUUCAAGUAUCAUAGACUGUAAGCUCUAUAUGCUUUAGUCUUUUAUAUAUAUGUUAAAUAAGAACCUUAUUUCAUGUGUGUUUUGGUAUUAUGUUGUAAGUGUGGAGAAUUAUUUCUCAUAUAUUAAUAUAUGUACUUGUAGUAUGGUUUAAUAAUAAGAGGCCCUUGUUUUACUUUU